Molecule: messenger RNA, 5653 nt
Organism: Gasterosteus aculeatus aculeatus (three-spined stickleback)
Lineage: Eukaryota; Metazoa; Chordata; Actinopteri; Perciformes; Gasterosteidae
Gene: dgkza
Product: diacylglycerol kinase, zeta a
Biological process (GO): phospholipase C-activating G protein-coupled receptor signaling pathway
Cellular component (GO): glutamatergic synapse; plasma membrane
Molecular function (GO): protein binding; ATP-dependent diacylglycerol kinase activity
Source: RefSeq, a predicted model, not a curated record
CACGGGGUUCUCCUCGCCCUCCACACCUAGUGUGGAAGAAGAGAACGACAUGCUGACCGGCUGUUCCAGGUCUUUCACCGGACUUAAGAUCUUCACCAGGAGCACUCUCUGUACACCACGGUGUGUUCAUAGCGUACGCUCUGAAGACAGUUAGAGGAGAAAAACAAGAAGUGUGGAUGGAUACGUUUUUCCUGCUUUUUCAGGGAACACAUUUAAUACACAGAGCAUUUCUAAAGGAAGGCUGGAGAGAAGGGAAGGAGCUGGAGUAUCAUCAACCAUCAUGGAUACCAUUCAACCUGUACUCGCAUCUGCACCCUUUAGCUGUCUAAAAGAGAACACGGAGGAAUAUUAGCUUAUCAGAUACCACUUAUCAUUUUAAUACCCUCCAUACUGGACUGCUCUCGCUGAUGUGAUGGAUUUCUUCUUUCAACGCCAUUUUUGCCAUCGCAAGAAGCGAGCGAAGCCCCCAGCUGCAGCCUGUCAGGCUAGUAAAGCCAGGAGGCGCUCUAGUGUCGGCCUGCCCUCCGCCGCAUUGGUGCAGUCCAGACGCUCCUCCGUCGGGUUACCUCCAGUUGUUACUGACCAGCGCCGGCGCACCAGUGCUGGCUUAUUGCUGGCCAGUGGACAGAGGAGACAGAGGGGGUUGACUUACAUUAGUGAAGGAGGAUCACAGUAUAAAGCCUCUGGCUCAGCACCCUGCGUACAUCGAGGGAUGGCAAUGCGGCCUCAACGUCCUCAAGUCAGGUCUAUUGAACCUCAGUUACUCAGAUCCUCCAUGCUACUUGCAAGUGUAGUGCAGAUGGGAAGAAGAGCGGCGGGAAAGAAAGAAGAGCAGGAGGAAGUGGAUGCCCCCUGCUGCUCCUGUUCGGGGUCAGAUGGAGAAGAGGGGAAUGAUGAAGACGUGGAGACCACAUCUGUAGGGUUCAGGCUUCAUAUGCACUUAACCCAGGCAGUGAAUGUGGAAAACAUCAAACCCCGCCCCUUGAUCAGCCCGCCUCGUUGUCUGAGACGAAACUCCUCCCAUCUACUUCCUGCCAACUCUGUGUUCGGGAAAAGUGAAACCGGUUGUGGAGUUUAUGGUCGCUAUAAUCGCAGAAAGUCAAGUCAAGUUCAGCAGAGUUUAAAUAAGCAGAUCCAGAGUGCCAGGACCAGCCCCAGUCUAGGUCAGCUGGACUCAGCACGUCUGGUAUCUGAGAACCACGAGUCCUCCUCUGGGUCUACUCUCCGUAAGAGCUGUUCUUCACCACUGGGGGAAACAGAGGAAACCAUGUACUAUGACCCUUAUUUGGAUACAUGGGAGAACUUCCUAUCGAAAGCUAUAGCUAAAUCGGGCCUGCACCAUCUGCCCUGUCAGCCGGGCACAUCGUCUCUGAACAGGAGCGACCCAGAAGCAGAUAUCCGCAGCACUUUGGACUGGACUGAGUCGGCAGUGUAUGGAGAUCACAUCUGGUUUGAAACCAACGUGUCUGGAGACUACUGUUAUGUGGGAGAGGAACACUGUAUAGCCAGAGCACUACAAAAGUCUGUCAGUCGAAGGAAGUGUGCUGCCUGUAAGAUAGUGGCCCACACCAUCUGUAUUGAGCAACUGGAUAAGUUCCCCAGCUCUAGAGCCAUUCUGUUGGAUGACAGGCUGCCUCUCAAAGAGCCCCACUUUAGAAUUAACUUCAGGUGUAAACCGUCCUUCAGAGAAUCCGGCUCAAGGAACAUCCGAGAGUCUAUUGUAGUGCGUCAUCACUGGGUGCAUCGGAGACGGCAGGAAGGCAAAUGUAAACAAUGUGGGAAGGGCUUCCAGCAGAAGUUUGCAUUCCACAGCAAGGAGAUUGUGGCCAUCAGCUGCUCUUGGUGCAAACAGGCUUACCACAACAAGGUGUCUUGCUUCAUGCUUCAGCAAAUCGAGGAGGCUUGUCCAAUAGGAGCCCACGCUGCUCUUAUAGUUCCACCCACAUGGAUCAUUCGAGUCCGGCGCCAUCAGUCAUCUAUUAAGGCGAGUAAGAAGAAGAAGAGAGCAUCGUUCAAGAGGAAAUGCAGCAAGAAGGGAGCCGAGGAAGGACGGCAGUGGAGGCCCUUUUUAAUCCGCCCCAUCCCUGCACCACUGAUGAAGCCACUGCUGGUGUUUGUUAAUCCCAAGAGCGGAGGAAACCAGGGUGCUAAGAUCCUGCAGUCCUUCAUGUGGUAUCUGAACCCCAGACAGGUAUUUGACCUGAGCCAUGGCGGACCAAAGGAAGGCCUGGAGCUGUAUCGUAAAGUUCAUAACCUGAGGAUCAUGGCCUGUGGAGGAGAUGGCACAGUGGGCUGGAUCCUGUCUUGUCUUGAUGAACUGGCUUUGAAUCCUCAACCUCCCGUUGCCGUGUUACCACUUGGGACAGGAAAUGACCUCGCCAGGACCCUCAACUGGGGGGGGGGGUACACAGACGAGCCCCUGUCAAAGAUCCUCUCCCAUGUUGAAGACGGAGCGGUGGUCCAGCUGGACAGAUGGAAUCUACAUGUGGAACCAAACCACAGUGCAGAGGCUGAGCCGGACGAGCACCAGGCUGAUAAGCUUCCUCUAGAUAUUUUCAACAAUUACUUCAGCCUUGGAUUUGAUGCCCAUGUGACUCUAGAGUUCCAUGAGUCAAGAGAAGCCAACCCAGAGAAGUUUAACAGUCGUUUUAGGAAUAAGAUGUUCUAUGCUGGGACAGCAUUCUCAGAUUUUCUGAUGCGAAGCUCCAAAGACCUGUCAAAGCACAUCAAUGUGGUGUGUGACGGGACCGAUCUAACGUCAAAGGUCCAGGACUUGAAGCUGCAGUGUUUGGUCUUCCUCAACAUUCCCAGAUACUGUGCAGGGACGACGCCUUGGGGAAACCCCGGUGAGCAUCACGACUUUGAACCUCAACGUCAUGAUGAUGGAUACAUCGAGGUCAUCGGAUUCACUAUGACGUCACUGGCUACUCUCCAGGUCGGGGGUCAUGGCGAGAGGUUGAACCAGUGCAGGGAAGUCAUCCUCACCACCACAAAACCUCUUCCAGUACAGGUGGACGGUGAACCGUGCAGACUGGCUCCCUCUGUCAUCCGCAUCAGCCUCAGAAACCAGGCGAACAUGGUGCAGAAAACCAAACGGCAGACCUCUCUGCCACACCUCAACGAUCAGCAGCCAGUUCCGGAGAGGCUGAGGAUCCGAGUCAGCAGGAUCAGUAUGACGGACUACGAGGCUUUGCACUAUGACAAGGACAAACUAAGACAAGCAUCCAUUCCUCUGGGGCUCAUCGUGGUUUCUGGUGACAGCGACUUAGAAACCUGCAGAGAACACAUCCAGCGCCUCCAGGAGGACUUCUCUUCUGUCAAGUUCACCUUGGGACUGCAGGAGGAGACAGCCAAGCCAAAGAGUCUUUCCUCGCAAAGAUUAUCUCCAAAGUGGUGUUUCCUAGACUCUACAACCGCGGAUCGUUUCUACAGAAUUGACCGAGCACAGGAACAUCUCAACUAUGUGUCAGAAAUCUCCCAAGAAGAAAUCUUUAUAUUGGACCCCGAACUGGUUGUCACGAUAACAGUGGGCACUUCCCCCUCUGCCAUGCCAGACUUGGUUAACCCCGCCUCCAGCCUGGUGAAAAGCAGUUCUUCCCAGAGGCAGCGAGUGAACAGUGACAGCUCUGAAGCUUUAACACACAACACAACUCCUGUGGCCAGCAAACUCAGCAGGGCAGGAUGCAUCCAUCGCUCCAACACCACUGCUGCUGACUUCAAUCCAAGACUGAGACUGGAGAAGGGCCCGAAGACAAGUGAGAUGGAGAAGGAGAGGGACAAAGAGAUGCUGAUCGAGUGUGUGAAGAACAAGGACGACAAGAAGCUACAGGAGCUGCACCUAAAGGGGGCGGACCUGACGGUGCUGGACUGUUCCGGCUGUAGUUUGCUACACCAUGCCGUCGAUACGGGGAGCAAAGAGAUGGUCCGCUACAUCCUGGACAAUGCUCCUAGCGAUCUGCUUGAUGUCACAGAGAAACUACAUGGGGAGACGGUUCUUCAUCGAGCUGCAUCGCUAUGUCAGAGGACCAUCUGUCAUUAUCUGGUAGAAGCAGGAGCCUCACUGAUGAAGACAGACCUACAGGGUGAGACUCCUAAGAACCGGGCUGAGAAAGCUCAUGACUCUGAACUGGCGGCCUAUCUGGAGAACAGACAGCAUUACCAGAUGAUCCAAAGAGAGGACCAGGAGACGGCUGUCUGAGGCUGCUCCACUCCUCAUGAGGACUGCUCCACAAAUACCAGUCAUGUACAUUUGGUGAUAAUUAGGAUUGAUAACUAUGAGUAACUCAAUGAUGUAAUGACCGUUUAUGGGCAGUAAAAUUCUCAGAUGUAAAAUGUGUUAAAUCAGUAAAACUAACUUGGCGAUGAUCAGAGUCCGAUGUCCAACAGGGGAGGGGGGGCAUUAUUGAAGUUAUAAUGCCAAACUUUCUGGGGUUGGUAUUAAAAAGUUAAAAAGUUCUAAUGUCAUGGUUGAACUUCCUCAGGAAAUGUAAUUAAUGUUGUACAACCUUGGCGUCACAGUCCAAGGUACCGCUACAAAGUGCAUUACCUACCUUACGUCAACCUUCUGUUUCCUUUAGAUUAUUGAAUAUCAUGUGUACAAGGUAGACGUUUAGAUUUUUAUAUUCGGUAUAUCUACAGUUAACUUCAUGGAAAAACGGAUGUAGUCGUUCUGGUGUUAAGGUCAGAGGAUUCAUAAAUAUUUGUAAUAAUCCAAUAAUUUGAAUGAAAAUCUGUGAUUUCUGUCUGGAACCUGCUUUGGUUGUUCUUACCUCAGACACACCACUUCAUCAACGUAUUGUACAUGCUGUAACUAGUUGACUUGUAUCAACAUAUUCAAUCAGCGUGAUGUACGUGUGAUGAAGGAUUGGACUUUAAAUCUUUUCUUUUUAUGACUUUUAUGUUAUGUCAAGUAAGAUCAAAUGGGUGUGUGCGAGAAUAUGAAAUAUUAAGCUCAGAAUCAUGCAAAAUGGAAUAAUAUAGUUUGUUGUGCCAAACAAGCUUGUUUACAACUAAAGACACAGUACACGCCAAUCAUUGGAUUUUUAAUGUACGAUGUGUACUUUGAUAAAUUCACAUCAUACUUGUUAUAGAUCAUACAAUCUUUCCUUUAUAAUGAUAUUAAGAUAUACAUUUUUCAUUAAUAUAAUUUGUAAUUGCAUUUCAAUUCCCCUGGCAGACAAUUGUAAUGUCGCACUGUACUUUAUGACUUGAGUCUACCAAAGAGCUUUGAGUCCAUUCCCCAGAAUGCACUGAGGCUUGUACAGCUGGAGGCUCAGACAUCUGCUCUGCAGGAACCAACUCUUGGAUUAUGAGAUGCUGCUGAGCAGCCUAACCCAGCCAGCCAUUGCUUGAAUCUGUUAGUUUUCUCCUGCCUUUGAUGUGGUUUUAGUAUUUUGAAUGGUCUCACUUUACAUUGACAGUAAACUCUUGCAUGUACUGUGAUGAAGUGAACGUAAAUUGUAUUUACACCUGAAGCCAGUCCAGUCUUUGUCCUCUCAUGUUCAUGGUGAACACAUCGGUGUGCAACUGUUCAAAUCUUCCUAUCUUUCUAUUCCUUUAUUCGUGGAUUCAAUUCUUUGGCACUUUGUGUUUGAAUUUGUUUUUGAGAUUGCUCUGAAGUCAAUUAAAGAAGACAGUUUAUUGCAGAUCUUGA